UUGGGGUUGGCCUCAGCAGGAGGCUCUUCCCUGGUGCUGUCUAGCCCUUCUUUUAUAGGUACUCUACAAGUACCAGCUCCAACUGCUCACCAGUGGAAAACCUUCCCUGCUGUUCUCACUGCCUCCAAGGAGGUACUUGCGGCCACCAGCCUCUCUCUACUUCGUGGUAGUCACCUUAACAACGCCUCAUCCCCACCAACACCUUCAAAGCUCGAAGCUUCAGUAAGAUCUUCAUUAGCAGGAAAUAGGUGCCAUGUCUGCUGUUGCAGAGCGGGAGCCUGGAUUACCUGACCAAGAGCAAGAGGGUGGUGGGAUGGGGCACGACGCUGGACAAAUUGUCUUGCAUGUGUUACCAAUCGAAGAGAAUGUUGAUGACGUCGAUGGUACCGCAGCAUUUCUGGUAUCACAGGCAGUGGCGAGAGCUAUUAUGGAGGAAGAGCGUAGGCAGGAGGAGAUAUGGCCUGAUAUCGAGGACAACUGGCCUGAUAUCGAGAACAUCUGGCCUUAUGUCGAGGACAUCUGGCCUGUUGUCGAGGAAGCCUGGCCUGAUGUUGAAGAGGACUGGUAUGUCUGGAAUAGUGACCAAGAGAACGAAAUAGUUCAGGAGGAAGCUGAAGACGACCAGGACUACAAUAAUGAAGAAGAGGAGGAGGAGGACAAUAAAGAUGAUGACUAUGAAUAUGAGAAGAAAGGAGAAGAUGAGGUUGAGGAUCAGGGGAAGGAGAUCAUCCUGCAUGCUGUGAGUUCACCUAAGGGGGUUUAG
This is a messenger RNA of Peromyscus eremicus (cactus mouse), 763 nucleotides long. Its product is annotated as glutamic acid-rich protein-like. Bases 254 to 763 code for a protein of 169 amino acids. The transcript has a single exon. The record is from RefSeq and is a predicted model, not a curated record. NCBI's taxonomy places the organism in Eukaryota, Metazoa, Chordata, Mammalia, Rodentia, Cricetidae.